UAAUCGACGGCCUACAAGGGCAAUUUCAGUGGUCUUAAAAUUUUUACUGGAACAAGGUCGAUCUGACAUUGUCUCUCAUUUUUUGUCGAGUCUAUUUUUUUUUCCUGCCUGUCUAAUUAGUGCGUUGUAACCAUCUAUACAAGAACGUGAGUGUUGCGACAUUUUAACGCUGACUGGUUGACACCAACAGACGUCAUCCGAGAAGGCCAUGGAGUCGGGUAGGUUGAUCGACAUCUACGGUGACUGCAGCGAUGAAGAAGAAGUUCCUCUCAACGGGCCAACAGGCGAAGAGCAAAGGAAAUUAUGGGAUCCGUUCCGGACGAUGCCGCCGAAGGACACGACUGGCUCGUUGGCGAACGCAGCUACUGUGGAAGCCUUUUCUCAAAUCGCCAAAGUCAUUGCCUACAUCGUGACUUUCUGCAUUUUUCUAACGGGAGGUAUUGCCAAAGGAACUCUUCUCUUCAUGACGUCGCAAAUUAAAAUAACGGAUAAGAAACCAGACGUUCAACAUCCUUACUGCAGCACCCGCGCCGGAAGAGAAAUUGAAGCAUCCGUCAGCAUGGAAGAGCGUGUUGGUUGGGUGUGGGCCAUCUUCUUUUGUUUUGUCGUGCCCGAAUUGUUCAUGUGGUUCCGUUCCACUCGUAUUUGUCUCUUCCGCACGUGGAAGAAACCAACCGCAGGGGAAUUCUUUAUCAUCGCUACCUUUGAAACGUUGCAUGUCAUCGGCCUGGCCCUUCUUGUUUACCUAGUCCUGCCCAAUUUGAAAGUAGUCGAAGCCGUCAUGUUGACCAACUGCGUCUGCCUCGUUCCAGCUUUGCUCAAAUUUUUUUCGCGCUUCAGAGAUGGGACGAACGAACAGACUCGUCCUUAUUUGCUAACAGCUGACGGUUUGGCCAUCCUCGCACAAUUGAGCGGCCUCUUUCUCUGGGCGGCGCUCAACUGGACCGCAACCAACAACGUCGUUUGGAUCUUGCCCUUUUCUCUGCUUUUCACGUCGUUCGGAUGGUGGGAAAAUUACGUUGAUAAAGACUCACCUUUCGUCGUUAUCAAAUACCUGGGAGGAAUCAAAGAGAACAUGAAACGGACUCGCUAUUUCAGCUACAUGUUCUUGACCAUCUGGAAGACCGCGAUUUUCUUCAUUUGCAUGUUGUGCAUCGACUGGAUCUUUGUCGGAUCGGUGAACCACUUGUUUGACUAUUUUUACGUCUCUUUCCACGAACACCCGUACAACGUGACCGAGAUCAAACUGCCCGAUCAAGCGACGCGAUUGACAAGUUCAGUGGCGGGAUCUACAGGAACUGCGGCCCAAACCGAAACUCUGAUCGCCUGGCCUUACACGGCCUCCUACGUCUUUUGCAUUCAAGCUGGCACAGCUUUAGCUUGUUUCUUGGCAGGCAAAUUCGCCUGUAAAAUCCGCAUCCAGGGAGUCGGUUUCGCCCUGCCCAUUAAUUUAACUGUCCCGACGACCAUCACUCUGCUCAUCACGUUCUGCGGAUUGAAAAUGGGCAACGCUUGUUACUUCUCCGAUGUCAUUCCACCUCAUCUGUUCUUCGAAUGUCCAGAUGGUGGAUACCUCCUGGACACGUUGACCAAUCAACACGCCUGGGCGUGGGUCUUUUGGAUUAUUUCUCAAGCCUGGAUCACGUCUCACAAUUGGACCCCGAAAUGCGGAAGGCUCGCCACCACCGAGAAACUCUUCGUCUACCCGUUUUACAAUGCGUUCUUAGUUGACCAAUCGAUGGCGAUGAGCAGGAGACGUGACGAUGAAGUCGAAGUUGAAACUGAACAGUUGAAACAAAUCGAUUCGACUGAUGUGGAGUUGAGUCAAAAGUACGGCGACGAUAUGAUGCCUAGCCCAACCACAAACGAUUCAGACUCGGAGAGCGAUGCGGAUUCGAUUGAAGAUCGAGUUAGACCGACAGAUCACAUCACUCGCAUCUACACUUGCGCCACCAUGUGGCACGAGAACGCCGAAGAGACGGUCACCUUCUUGAAAUCGAUUUUUUACCUGGACGACGAUCAGUGUUCCAGGAGAUUGGCUCAGCAGUAUUUGAGGGUCGUCGAUCCGGAUUACUAUGAAAUUGAGACGCACAUUUUCUUUGACGACGCCUUCGAGCUCAGCGAUGACGAUGAAGAUGAAAUGGUGGUCAAUUCUUACGUGAAAAUGUUGAUCGAUUGCAUGGACGAAGCGGCGUCGUUCGUUCAUCAAACAAACAUCCGCAUCCGGCCACCUAAAAAGUACCCCACACCUUACGGCGGCCGUUUAGUUUGGACUCUGCCGGGCAAGACGAAAAUCAUUUGCCAUUUGAAGGACAAACAGAAGAUCCGCAACAGGAAGAGAUGGAGUCAGGUCAUGUACAUGUACUAUUUACUUGGCCACAAGUUAAUGGAACUGCCCAUCUCGGUCGAUCGUAAGGCCGUCAUCGCUCAGAAUACGUAUUUGCUGGCCCUCGAUGGCGACAUUGACUUCAUGCCUAAUGCUGUCCAACUUCUAAUCGACUUGAUGAAAAGGAAUUCAAAUUUGGCGGCUGCUUGCGGACGCAUCCAUCCCGUCGGAUCAGGUUUAAUGGCCUGGUAUCAAAUGUUCGAAUACGCCAUCGGCCAUUGGCUUCAGAAAGCCACCGAGCACAUGAUCGGUUGCGUCCUUUGUAGUCCUGGAUGCUUUUCUCUUUUCCGAGGCAAAUGUCUGAUGGACGACAACGUCAUGGCCAAGUACACGACGAAAUCGAGCGAAGCCCGUCAUUACGUCCAGUACGAUCAAGGUGAGGAUCGUUGGUUGUGCACGCUCUUGCUCCAAAGAGGCUACCGAGUCGAGUACUGCGCUGCUAGCGACGCCUUCACUCACUGCCCGGAAGGAUUCGAUGAAUUUUAUAAUCAACGUCGUCGUUGGGUUCCCUCCACAACGGCCAACAUCCUCGAUCUUUUGGGCGAUUAUAAGAGCGUCACCAAAGUCAAUGACAACAUUUCAUUCCCUUACAUUUGUUAUCACAUUAUGCUGAUGAUUGGAACAGUUAUCGGACCUGGAACGAUUUUCCUUAUGAUUGUCGGCUCUUGGAGCGUAGCUUUCCACGUUGACAACUGGACAAGUUUCUGGAUCAAUUUGGUGCCCAUCUUGUUUUUUAUCAUCAUUUGUCUAACGACCAAAGCCAAAUUCCAGGUGUUUGUAGCCCAGAUUAUGAGCGUCGCUUAUUCGAUUGUCAUGAUGGCCGUCAUGGUGGGAAUCAUCCUCCAAUUGUCCGAAGAUGGAUGGCUAUCGCCGUCGGGCAUCUUUUUGGUCUUUACAGCUUCCAGUUUCAUCGUUGCCGCCUUGUUACAUCCGCAAGAAUUCUGGUGUUUACCCUGUGGUCUAGUCUAUUACCUGACCGUACCCUCCAUGUAUUUGUUGCUCAUCAUUUACUCGGUUUGCAACCUGAACAACGUCUCGUGGGGAACGCGUGAAGCUCCGCAAAAGAAGAAGAAAUCCGACAGUGCCGAUGCGGCCGCAGCGGCUGCGAUGGCGGCGGCUCAAAAGAAGAACAAGGGCAACGCCCUGUUGAGCUUCUUCCAACAGACGUCUGGCAAUAAACCGGAAGAUGAAGGUUCCCUGGAAUUCUCGCUGGCCGGUUUGUUUAAAAUCAUGUGCUGCGUCCACCGCAAACCCGACAACGGAGAGAAACAUCAGCUGCUUUGCAUAUCCGAAUCGCUGACAGCUCUCAAUAAGCGAUUGGACACUAUCGAGAGGUUUAUUAAUCCCAACUUUUCUGGACCUCGCAAGAGUUUCUCACGAGGCGGUUCGACUAGAGGAUCCGUUCGCGGAAUUCCGCUGUCGUCGUCUUCGGGUAGUGCCAAAGUCAAUGACAUGGAAAUGAAUAAUUUGAGCGCUGUCAACGAGAUGGAUGACGAGGAAGAGUACGAAGAUUACAGCGAUGAUAACAGCGAAAGUAGCGAACUGGCCGCCAUGAAAGAGGAGCGAGAUCCACUUAUCAAUCCUUACUGGCUGGAAGAUAAGGCCCUCGUGCGGGGUGUAGUGGACUUCCUCACCGGAGGUGAAAUUCAAUUCUGGAAGGACAUGCUCGAAAAGUAUUUGUACCCAAUCGAUGAAGACAAAGCCGAACAGGCUAAAAUCGCUGCGGCUCUCAAGGACUUGCGCAACAAAUCCGUGUUUACAUUUUUCAUUCUAAACGCGCUCUACGUGACGAUUGUCUUCCUGAUGACCCUGGAAAAGGACAAAGUGCAUCUCGAUUGGCCCCUCGGCAUUCAAUACAACAUCAGCUACGAAUAUUUCGAUCCUCCAAGCUGGCCAACGGUUAAUGUUGAAAUGACGUAUCUACAACUCGAGCCGAUUGGUAUGGUCUUCCUCUUGAUGUUCGCCUCGGUCAUGAUUAUCCAGUUUGUCGCCAUGUUCUUCCAUCGCUUUGGAACACUCUCUCAAAUUAUUGCCACCACCGACAUCAAGGCCUGCAGUAAAAAGAUGGAAGACGUAUCGGACGAGGCUUACCUGGAGAAGAACGCCGUGAAGAUCGCUAAAGAAUUGCAACAAUUGAAGAACGCCGAUGAUAACGAAGAGGAUCCAAAUUCCGAUCGCAAAGAUCACGUUAGCCGCCGGCGUACCAUUCACAAUUUGCAACAGUCGCACAAGAAGACCCAAUUCACGGGCAACUUGGACGCCGCCUUCCGUAAACGUAUCGAUUCGAUCAGCGCGAAUAUCGAUUCCAAUGAUCCGAAUGUGAGGAACAGAACGUCGGUACGAAGAGACACGCUGCACAAGUUAGCCAGCCGCCGUAGUACGAUCAUGAACGAAGUCAAGCGAAGAUCGUCCGUCGCGUUCCAGGCGCACGACGCCAUGAGGUCGCGUCGCCUAUCCAGUAUGGCCAUGGCGACCAAUCACGAAAAUGAUUUCGAAUAAUCAGAUUUGGACAGAACAACUAUGGCGUGUACAAUGGCGCCAUUAUAUUAUCAUUUUUAAAUGUUUUUUCGCACUAAUAACCAAAGGACUUUAUUCUAAUCAUUUUCCUAUUAAUUAUUUCAAAUUUACUAAACUAUUGUGAUUGAAACGAACAAAAAAAAAAAAAAUCUAACGUAA
Messenger RNA from Daphnia magna, 5062 nucleotides. RefSeq names its product chitin synthase chs-2. NCBI's taxonomy places the organism in Eukaryota, Metazoa, Arthropoda, Branchiopoda, Diplostraca, Daphniidae. Gene Ontology annotation, cellular component: cell periphery; cell septum. Gene Ontology annotation, molecular function: chitin synthase activity. The record is from RefSeq and is a predicted model, not a curated record.